Messenger RNA from Orussus abietinus, 822 nucleotides. It is a transcript of the gene Mpc1, whose product is annotated as mitochondrial pyruvate carrier 1. The coding region runs from base 304 to 615 and encodes 103 amino acids. Gene Ontology annotation, cellular component: mitochondrial inner membrane. Gene Ontology annotation, biological process: pyruvate import into mitochondria. NCBI's taxonomy places the organism in Eukaryota, Metazoa, Arthropoda, Insecta, Hymenoptera, Orussidae. The transcript has 4 exons. The record is from RefSeq and is a predicted model, not a curated record.
GGCACCGCCAUCGUGUGUGCGCGAUCCCCUACUAGAAAUUCGUUGCGCCGCCCUUGGGGGCAAAAAACGGUGAAAGCUAACGUACGAAACCAGAGGGCAGCACAGGAUGCGAUCGCGCGACCCUGCCCGUGAGCAAUCUCCCAACUCAUCUCUGCUUGCAGACGACGCCUUAUCCUCGUGGCCCACGACCUUUGAUUAAGUUAGUCGUCGCCCCCGUUAUCGUUCAUUUUAUUGUACCGGUUGCUGUGCGAAGGGACCAGGAGAAACGUAUAGAAAAAGGAAACGCAACAAUUGACAAACAAAAUGAAUCGUAUCAUGAAAACAUUGAGGAGCAAAGAAACGCGGGAAUAUUUUAUGAGUACACAUUUCUGGGGGCCCAUCGCUAACUGGUUAAUACCCAUCGCUGCGAUCGCAGAUAUUCAAAGAGAUCCGACGUUCAUCAGUGGAAAAAUGACUUUCGCCUUGUGUUUGUACUCGGCCAUGUUCAUGAGGUUCGCCAUCAAAGUGCAGCCGAGAAACCUGCUCCUGUUCGGCUGUCACUUUGUGAACGAAGGUGCACAAAUAACUCAAGGCUGUCGGUUCAUAAACCACCAUUAUUUACAGAAGAAGGAAUAGUACGCCGGGCCGUUAACCUCCACUUGCCAAAUCAAUUGUUCAGUACAUAGGUACUGUGUACCCAGUGCCACGAGUUAGUCUGGAUUUUGUAACGUACAAAUUUUAUCUAAUACUAUUUAUAUCUAUAAGACUUAUUCUAGAUGUAUAUAUCCACUGUUAAAGAAAGCAAUAAAACGAAAUGACCAACAUCAUUUUAAAACACCGUUA